GGCAGCCUUCUGCUCCAUCAAGAAACUUUCCUGGACUUGUGGAGCUCCUCGGACGUAGUGGUCACGACCAGCCGCAGCCGAACCUCCUCGCGGGGGGAGACAGUGGAAAGGCGGCCACUUUUAUUUUUACCUUUCGCUACUAAAGAUUUUUCACUUGAAGUUGUCAUAGUGACGCGAAAACUAUUUUAAAAGAACAUUACGAUACGGAGUUCGUAAACUCAAUCUCACCGGCGUGUUUUCAGAGAACAAUAUUCUUUCGCGGAGCCGAACCCCCUUUUAAGACUUUUUCAAACUUUGGAUACGACGCGGAGAUGGCUUGGAGUCAGGGCCUCUUACUUUCAUUGGGUUUCCUUCUCUCACCAUUAUGUUUGUCAACCGGGGCACAGCAGCACAACCGGAGCGGCGUCAGGAAGCUGUACGUGCUCCAGCCCGGGCCGGGUCCCGGUCCCGGUUCCGGUCCGGGCUCGGCGGGAGCAAACCGAGGCGACGGGAUGCGAGUCAGCUCCAUUUCAACGCGUCACGGCGCGUCGGGGCUUCCGCACUCUUACAACGUCGAACUCACCGCCAAACUGGGCGGCCAGGUCCGGACCCGCCGGAUGGGGAAGCAAGCCUUGUCAACCCAGGCGUCCAUUGUUCGCCAGAGCGCUCCAGAGCACAACCAACACAGGCAGCUUCUCAAGCAGUCUGGAGUGAAUGUCUGUGGAGGCCAGUGCUGUCAUGGAUGGAGUAAUGCUCAAGGAUCCCAGAGGUGCACAAAGCCUAACUGCAUCCCUCAGUGCCAAAACGGAGGAAUGUGCCUCAGGCCUCAGCUCUGUGUCUGCAAGCCUGGCUCAAGCGGCAAGGCAUGUGAGCAGAAGACUGUGCCCACACACACCCUUCCAGCACAGCCUGGGAAAGGACCGACCAAUGAUCAUAGCACCAGUCACAUGAAUGGACACAACGCAGUACCACAGCGGCCCAUACCUCAGCAAGUGCCACCUAAUGCUUAUGAUCUGCCCCCACAUCAAGCUGACAACAUUGCCCAGAUGAAGCUGACUGUCAAACCUUCCCCACAGCUUGUGAGACCACAUUAUAUCCAACAACACAUCCAGCAACAAAUCCGGUCUAUGCCCAUGCAACAUGGCCAGCAAUAUGCCAUAAAGCCGAAAUAUUACCAUACACACACCACUCACACACAGAUGCACGUCAAACCUCAACUUGAAAGGCCCAUCCCUCUAUCAGUGGCACACAACCCUAUAUACGUGGGUAACCACACAGGAAGGAUCAAGGUGGUCUUUACGCCCACUAUCUGCAAAUAUACCUGUGUGGGGGGUAGAUGUCACAACAACUGCCAGCAGGGAAAUACGACAACCAUCAUCAGUGAAAAUGGCCAUGCCACUGAUACCCUGACAGCACCCAACUUCAGAAUAGAAGCCGGACAGAAAAUGGUUUUAGGGGCCAGACAGCGGGACAGAGUGGACAAGAGGAAUAUAGUGGUGUGCCAUCUCCCCUGUAUUAAUGGUGGCAAGUGCAGUGCCAGGGACAAAUGUCAAUGCCCUCCAAAUUUCACUGGAAAGUUCUGCCAGUUGCCAGUUCAAAAUGGACACCAUCAACAACAGCAGACAUCAAGCAUCUACAGUCAAACUCAGGUCCAAACCACACACACGUUGCCUCUGACCUACAGCAAUGGGCAGAAUCCUGUAUUUAGUCCCAACAUUGUAAACAUCCACAUCCAACAUCCUCCCGAGGCAUCUGUCGAGGUCCACCAAGUAUCUCAGCUGGACAACCACCACAGUAAUGGACAAAAUCAAAGAGGUCCCCAGUCAGGAUCCUCUUCAUCCUCCAGCUACAGCUUUCAUCACACUGAAAGCCGUCAGAAGGUCCAACACCAUGGCUACAACAUUGUCUAUCCAGGCCAGCAUCGUGACCAGAAUACGCAGUACCAGCCUGUCUCCUCUAAGAGCACGUUGGGCCGCUGCUUCCAAGAAACUGUUGGUAGUCAGUGUGGGAAAGCUCUCCCGGGUCUGACUAAACAGGAGCAGUGCUGUGGGACCAUUGGGACAUCAUGGGGUUUCCACAAAUGUCAGAAAUGUCCAAAGACACAAUCUAUUCCUCUGAUCGACUGCCCUCAGGGUUACAAGAAAAUCAACAGCACUCAUUGCCAAGCUUAUUUAUUCACAGAUUUUGAUGAGUGCCAGCUACAGGGCGUGUGUCCAAAUGGAAAUUGUGUGAACACUGUGGGCAGCUAUAGAUGCAUCUGCAAACCUGGCUACAUCCCCAACCCCAUGCUCACCACAUGCAUAUCCAACAUGCCUGCCAUCCAAGAGGAGAAGGGGGCUUGCUUCCGUUUGGUGAGCUCAGGCCGGCAGUGUUUGCACCCAGUGUCUGCUCAGCUGAGCAAACAGCUCUGCUGCUGCAGUGUGGGCAAAGCUUGGGGACCACAUUGUGACAAAUGUCCCCCUCCAGGAACAGCUAUGUUCAAAGAAAUUUGCCCUGGUGGGAUGGGCUACACUGUUCUCCCAAAUCCACCUGUCAAUAAACCAGUUACAGUUCACCAGGCACCGAUUGAUCCACUUACCCCCCUCCCUUUGCCAACACCAGAAAAAACUUUUGGGAAGCCAGAAGAGAUCAUACCAGCAACCAUUGCCACAGAUCAGGAGCUGGUAGUACCUGUGGUUAGUAAUAGGCCAGUCGUUGAUUCCAUACUACCCCAACUAUCUCCUGGUGUAUCCACUGUCAAGAUAAAUGCAGCUUACCCAGAGGUUGUUGAGCAGAGUUCUCCCCCUGUUCCAGUGGAGAUUUUCCCUUCUAAUGCAGGACAAGACAUUGCACCAACUCAGUCUGCAGAGGUGGAUGAGUGCCAGAUCAACCCUUAUAUUUGUGGUCAAGGGCUUUGUUACAACACAGCUGGAGGCUACACCUGCCAUUGUGAUGAGGGAUACCACUUGAAUGAUGCGCUGACCUCCUGUUUAGAUUUAGAUGACUGUUUGGAGACCCCAUCUUUGUGCUCGGGUGGUCUGUGCCAAAACACCGAGGGUAGUUUCCUGUGUGUGUGUCCACAAGGAUUCCUUGUUGAUGAAGAGGGCACAACUUGUGUGGAUAUCAAUGAAUGUGCUAACAGGACAGUGUGUCCAUCUGGCAUUUGCAUUAACAACCCUGGGGGUUACAACUGUGGCUCUUGCCCUCCUGGGUUCUUGGCACAGGGAGGCCAGUGUGUAGAUAUUGAUGAGUGCCAAGAUCAAAGUGUCUGUACCAGGGGCCACUGCAUGAACACUGACGGUUCCUUUGUCUGUCAAUGUGGGCCAGGCUUCAGCGUGUCUCUGUCUGGUGACCAGUGUGAUGAUGUGGAUGAAUGUUUUGAAGAAAAUGAGCCUUGCAAGUCCGUAGGGGAGUGUGUUAACAACAUGGGCUCCUACACAUGUACCUGUCCCCAAGGGUACCGACAGAUCGACAGCACCAGCUGCACAGAUGUUGAUGAGUGUGUAGAUGAGCCAGAACUCUGCGCACCCCAUGGUGAAUGUCUCAACACAGAGGGAUCCUAUCUGUGUGUGUGUGGGAGUGGAUUCACUGCUAGUCUUGACACACCCUCCUGUGAUGAUAUUGAUGAGUGUGGACUCAAUGAGACUUUGUGUAGUCCUCAUGGUUUCUGUGAGAAUAGAUUGGGUUCAUUCAGAUGCCUCUGUGACCAGGGCUACCAAGAAAGCCAAGAUAGCCAAAGCUGUAUGGAUGUUAAUGAGUGUGAGCUGCUGAGUAGUGUCUGCGGAGAAGCUCAGUGUGUGAACGUCGAUGGUUCCUUCCUUUGCACAUGUCCCAGCGGCCAAGAGUAUAAUGUCAUGGUCGCCAGAUGUAAGCCCAUUCCAACAGUGUCAUCAGUAGAGCGUAAAGAGUGCUACUUCCAUCUGAAUGAUGAGAACUUGUGUGAGAGUGUGCUCACCAGCCACCUCACCCUGCAAGAGUGCUGCUGCACACUGGGAGCUGGCUGGGGUGACAACUGUGAGGUUUAUCCCUGUCCUGUCAAUGGCACAGACCAGUUCAACCAGAUGUGUCCAUCUGGAAAAGGAUUUAUCCCAAGUGGAGAUUUGCUUUAUGAAGUCCCUACAGCUGAGAGGUACAAAAAUGCAGAUGAGUGCACUCUGUUCGGCCAGGAGGUGUGUAAAGGAGGCUUCUGUCAGGAUACUGUGGGCAGCUAUGAGUGUUACUGCAAGACAGGACAGGACUAUGACUCUGCCAAACUGGAGUGCAGAGAUAUAAAUGAGUGCAUUGAUGAGUCAGUGUGUGUUGGAGCCCAGUGUUUGAACACUGAAGGGUCAUACAUUUGUUUCUGUAAUCAUCCCAUGGUGUUGGACCCCAACAGUAACAGAUGCAUCUUUGUUCCUGAUGUGGCUGACCAACAUGAGGUGGGGCAGAUAGACUUCCAGGGUAUCUGCUGGCAGAAGGUCACAGAAUCCUUGACAUGCACUCUGCCGCUGGGUCCUGACAGGAAGACAACAUUCACAGAGUGCUGCUGUCUCUUUGGAGAGGCAUGGGGCAUGGACUGUGCCUUAUGUCCACCCAAAAACACAGGUGAUUAUGUGUCCAUGUGUAACCUUGGCGGGCGGCAUCCUUAUGGCCGCGAUGCCCUUGUUGCUGGUCCAGUCCAUGAAUAUGAAGUGAGCCCAGACUAUUCACCAUCACCUGAGGAGCAUCCUGCCUUGCCAUUUUACGACAAUGAGGAAUAUCCAUUCAAGGCAUUUGAGGGUUUGCGAUCAGAGGAGUGCGGUAUAUUGAACGGCUGCGACAACGGUCGGUGUGUUCGAGUCCAAGAGGGUUACACCUGUGAGUGCUUUGAUGGUUACACACUGGACAUGCCCCGCAUGGCCUGCAUUGAUGUAAAUGAGUGUUCAGAACUCAACGAUCGCAUGUCGCUGUGUAAAAAUGCAAAAUGCAUCAACACAUUGGGUUCCUACCGUUGUGUAUGCCUUCCAGGCUUCACUCCCUCUGAAAAACCAAACUAUUGUGUGGAGACAGUGACACGCCAAACAUCAGCACACACACAGUGAGUGUGGAUUGACUGGACUGGGCAACAAGAGACUCUGAAACCACAGUCACGCGCACAAACACACAUCUCUGUAAAUGGCAUUUUUGUGAACAUCAGCUAAAAAAAAAAAAAAAAAAAAUGUUAGGUCAUUCAAUUAGCAACAAUAGUGAAAUCUUCCUGGUUUGGUUAUAGCAAAUGUGCCCAAAUUUCCAAAAACAUUAGAUCUGUCACACAUUAAUCUAAAAUAUUGCACUCUUAUGAGCCUCCUUCUCGUUCUGCAUUCCCCGUCUGUUCAAUGUGUGUUUUGACUGACUUCUUCUAUUUAAUAAUGUUGAAAUAUAUAUGAUCUUUUUAAUACUAAAUAUGGGUAUUUUUGAAUAAACUAAAAUGUAUUAUCUUA
Messenger RNA from Phycodurus eques (leafy seadragon), 5396 nucleotides. RefSeq names its product latent transforming growth factor beta binding protein 1 (gene ltbp1). The record is from RefSeq and is a predicted model, not a curated record. The transcript has 32 exons. The coding region runs from base 312 to 5018 and encodes 1568 amino acids. Lineage: Eukaryota; Metazoa; Chordata; Actinopteri; Syngnathiformes; Syngnathidae. Gene Ontology annotation, molecular function: calcium ion binding; microfibril binding. Gene Ontology annotation, biological process: supramolecular fiber organization.